AUGGCAAACUUCGGCGACUUCCAAGCCUCUCUCGUUUCAAACAGAAAUGAAUUCUCGCUUGCCCUUGUCAACGUCAACCUAGAUAUCUCACUCGUCCGCUGCAACCCUGCGGCUGAGUUCCAACGAGUAGGCUCAGCCCUUACAGCACGGAGAAAGAGAGAAGCAGGAGACGGCAUCCUGCACAAAACCGCCUGUCGGCUUGGCUUCCUCUUCAAUGACAUCUUGCCUGACACUCCUGAGCUACUCAAAGCCUUUGGAACUCGGGCGUCAGAGAUACUAGACAGUCCGAACAUCAACCCUCAGGGCACGACCGACGAUGGCCCUUUCAAAGACUUCAUUGGCGCUGAUGGGACCUGUAUCUGGGCUGCCGCAACCUCUACAUCCGCGUCUAUUGGGGCGUACCUGCUACCAUGCAUCCUGGCACGCGCCUGGGACGCCAAAACUGCAACAUCUAUCUGGGUUGAAUUGACUCGUGAUCGUAAGGCUCAAGUUCAAACGCUCAUCGACAUUGGCAAACUAGUCAACCCUCAUACCGAUGCAAGCGCAAGAGCCUGGCUCCGACGAGCUGACCGCUCCAUGGACCUGAAGUGGAACCAGUUUACCCUCAUUAUGAAUAAUGUGAGGACCCCAUUUAUUGAUACCGGAACGAUGUAUGAGAAAAGCCUUCUAAACAACAAGCCUCAACAAGCGGACAACAGGAUCGUCUUAUUCGCCAUAUCAUCGUGGCAUCUAUACCCGAAUCUACUGGUCUUUCAAGAAAACGCCAAUAAUGUCGUCUUUGGAGACAAUCUCUUCCAGGACUCGGCAGUGCUCAGCUUAUGCCUAGAGUACCGCGUCGAUCAUAAAGGAGCAUUCAACAGAUGGUCCCUCGCCUUAUCACAUCUUCGAUACUACGGUAGCCCGGUCAAGGUCAAAGGCGAAGAGUCUCUAGAUCAGCGUAUCAGUGCGAAACAAGUCUGGCUCUUGGUUCUGGGGGCUACGCUACACCAGUGGCGUGUCGCCUCAUCAAACGUCGACGACUCCAUUAUCUGGUUCGAGUAUUUUGGAAAUUUGUUGCUUAUUGGUCCCAAACGCCUCAAGAUUUCUAAGGUGUAG
Molecule: messenger RNA, 1095 nt
Organism: Colletotrichum godetiae
Lineage: Eukaryota; Fungi; Ascomycota; Sordariomycetes; Glomerellales; Glomerellaceae
Exons: 4
Coding region: 1-1095 (364 amino acids)
Source: RefSeq, a predicted model, not a curated record